Molecule: messenger RNA, 1746 nt
Organism: Fusarium venenatum
Lineage: Eukaryota; Fungi; Ascomycota; Sordariomycetes; Hypocreales; Nectriaceae
Product: major facilitator superfamily domain-containing protein
Biological process (GO): transmembrane transport; intracellular iron ion homeostasis
Cellular component (GO): vacuolar membrane; endosome; plasma membrane
Molecular function (GO): siderophore-iron transmembrane transporter activity
Source: RefSeq, a predicted model, not a curated record
AUGUCCCUCAAAGAAACAAACGAGGCCGGCCAUGAGGCCAAAACGCCCGCCGAGGCCGUGCGCGACAUCACGUCGCCUGGUGUUCAACGCAUCAAGGCCAUGUCCGAGGUCAUCACCAUGACGGAUCGCAUCUUUAUCUUUCUAGGUGUCUUCCUCAUCUCUUAUGCCUACGGUCUCGACGGUACAGUUCGCUACGCCUACCAGCCUUCGGCCCUGAACGAAUUCAAGGAGCACUCACUGCAAUCCUCCGUCAACACCCUCCGCGCCGUCAUCGCUGCUGCUGCUCAGCCUACCGCUGGCAAAAUUGCUGAUGUCUUUGGCCGUGUCGAACUUAUUUGCAUCUCCGUCUUUUUCUACACCAUCGGUACUGUUAUUGAGGCUGCCUCGCAGAAUCUCGAUACCUACUCUGCUGGUGCUGUCAUCUACCAGAUUGGUUAUACCAUGAUUUUGUUGUUGGUCGAAGUCAUUAUUGGAGAUAUUACCUCGGUCAGAUCUCGUCUGUUCUUCAGUUACAUCCCUGCUCUGCCCUUCAUCAUCAACACAUGGGUUAGUGGCGAUGUCACAGCUGCUGUGCUUGGUGCUACAACCUGGAGAUGGGGAAUCGGCAUGUGGUGCAUCAUUUACCCCGUCUGCGCCCUUCCUCUCAUCAUCAGUCUCCUCGUCGUCGGCCGUCGCGCAAAGAAGCAGGGCCAUCUUGUUGGUUACCGCUCAUCCUUCCAGCAACUCGGUCUCAAGAGCUUCACCGUCGAACUUUUCUGGCUUCUCGACAUUAUCGGAGUCAUCCUGCUCAUUGCCGUCUUCGCUCUGCUUCUCGUCCCCUUGACCAUCGCUGGUGGUUUCGAGAGCAAGUGGUCUGCCCCCCAAGUCGUUGCCCCUCUUGUUGUCGGCUUUGUUUGCAUCCCCGUGUUCGUUAUCUGGGAACUCCGCGCUCCUCACCCGCUCGUGCCCUUCCACCAUAUGAAGGACCGCUCCGUCUGGGCUCCCAUGGGUAUCGCGUGCAUGCUCAACUUUGCCUGGACAAUGCAAGGCGACUACCUCUACACUGUCCUCCAAGUCUCCUUCAACUUCAGCAUCAAGGCGGCCACCCGAGUUCAGUCCCUCUACUCAUUCGCAAGUGUCAUCACCGGCACCAUUCUCGGCCUUAUCGUUUACAAGGUGCGCCGCUUUAAGGUUUUCAUCGUAUCCGGCACGUGUCUGUUCCUUGUCGCCUUUGGUCUGCUCAUCCGCUACCGAGGUGACCCCAGCGACUCGAACCAAUCCGGUGUCAUUGGCGCUCAGAUCCUCCUCGGUAUCGCGGGUGGAAUGUUCCCCUACCCCGCCCAGGCCUCUCUCCAGGCCUACGUUACACACGAGCGACUUGCUGUCAUGACAGGCCUGUACCUGGCCUUGUACCAAGUCGGUUCCGCUAUGGGCAACGCUGUGUCGGGCGCCAUCUGGACCCAGGUCUUGCCUGUCCGUUUGGCUUCCAGCUUCUCCAGCUUCGGAAACGAGACACUCGCCGUUUACACCUACUCGCAGCCUCUUUCCGCCAUCCUCGACUUCCCUGUCGGCUCCGACGAGCGCACUGCCAUGAUUGACGCGUACAAGCACGUGCAGAGGCUGCUUACCAUUACUGGUAUCUGCCUGUGUAUCCCUCUUAUCGCCUUUUCUCUGUGCUUGCGUAACCCCAAGCUCACUGAUCAGCAGAACUUGGUUGAGGAUGAGAGGCCUGGUGAGACCACCGAGCGCACCAGUGCUAGUGCUUGA